This is a messenger RNA of Manihot esculenta (cassava), 1506 nucleotides long. Its product is annotated as coiled-coil domain-containing protein R3HCC1L. Gene Ontology annotation, molecular function: nucleic acid binding. The record is from RefSeq and is a predicted model, not a curated record. The transcript has 7 exons. Bases 213 to 1352 code for a protein of 379 amino acids. NCBI's taxonomy places the organism in Eukaryota, Viridiplantae, Streptophyta, Magnoliopsida, Malpighiales, Euphorbiaceae.
AAAAGCCCCGGGCAACCAAAACGAAAUUUUGGUGUACAGUUUGAGACUUGAGAGGGAUUUGAAAUCAACUCGCGAACAGAAGGUCUUUGCUUCUUCUUUUCUAUUCUGUCGGAGACGAUCCCAAAAGAGGUUUUGUGCUUGGAAUUCAAUUGCUGUCUGUCUCUCCAACAUAUUCUCCCUUUGAAGUCGCAAAUUUAACUGAAAUUUCCCAGAUGGAACAAGUCGAAGCUAUUGAAGCACAGCCCAACCUAAACUGGAGCGAGUCAGUGGAAGAUCUUGUGUCAGCCGGUGAUACAGACGGCGCUAUCUCUCUCCUUGAAACGGUGGUUUCCAAACUUGAAACCCUGAGCCCAUCUGAAACGCUCGAUCUCCAAUUAGCGUCUGCCCUUACUGAAUUGUCCAAGCUGCACUCCACCAAGCACUUCUCUCUCAAAUCCGACGAGCUUCUCUCUCGCGCUUCGCUCCUCAAACAACGAGUCCUUCAGUCUCGUCCUUCUGGUUCGGAAAAUGUGGAGGACUCCAAGGAAGAUGUGUCUUCAACGUCCAAUGCUACUUUAUCUUCCAAUCAUUCGGUUAUUGAUGGGCGUUGUAUAAAAGGGAAUCUUGAGGAAUCAGGUAGACUGCCUGAUGAUGCUUCUCCCUGCAAUGGAUCUUCAGAUGAUGAUUGGGAAGCUAUUGUGGAUCGUGCUCCCAGUGAAUUACUCUCCCCACAAGGCUUACCAAGUAUAUCAAAUCUUUCAUUGAACGAAAAUAAAGUUCAAGGCCCUAAGCGACGUGGAAGGGGAACGUUCUCAUACAAACAAGACAAACUUUAUAGUGAUAGACAAUCUUGUACGUCUUUUUCUAGUGACACAGAGGAUGAUGAUUUGAGCAAAGGCAAACAGCAGAAUCCAGAAUCAAUAUAUUCUAAAUAUGGCACGCAUCAUGUCCUUGUUCUAUCUGACUUUCCACCAAGUACAAGGACGAUAGAGCUUGAGAAGCUUUUCCAGGACUUCAGAAGUGAAUUUGUCAUUCGAUGGGUCAACGAUACAAUGGCCCUUGCAGUAUUCCAAACACCUUCAUUAGCUCUUGAGGCCCAGAAACAUAUUCAAUAUCCAUUUACAGUGCGUAUUCUUGAUGAGGAUGAUAUCCUUAUGGGUUCAAUUCGUGAAAGAGAUCUGGAACCUCCUCGCAGAAGGCCACAGACAUCAACAAGAACUGCCCAGAGAUUGAUUGCACAAGGAAUGGGAAUGAAGCUGCCUUCUACAAACUUUGGAUCUAGAGAAUUGAAGGAUCAAGAAGAAGCUAGAAAGAAUCGCAUAGUCACGAGGCAAAAAAUGAUCGAGGAUGCUUGGGGUGAUGGUGAAAAAUAAGACUUUCUCAUUUCAGAUUUUAUACAUAAAGACGGUGUAGCUUCGAACUUCUGUUAUUGAUUUAACUAUAUGCUGUAAAAGUUACACAUACUCGUGUAUGAUGGAGAGUACAAAUUUUUCUUCCUGGGGAAGUCCAUUAACUUAUGUUAAAUCA